Pogonomyrmex barbatus (red harvester ant) is the source of this 6758-nucleotide messenger RNA. It is a transcript of the gene Kdm5, whose product is annotated as Lysine demethylase 5. Gene Ontology annotation, biological process: chromatin remodeling; regulation of DNA-templated transcription. Gene Ontology annotation, cellular component: nucleus; chromatin. Gene Ontology annotation, molecular function: DNA binding; histone H3K4me/H3K4me2/H3K4me3 demethylase activity. The record is from RefSeq and is a predicted model, not a curated record. NCBI's taxonomy places the organism in Eukaryota, Metazoa, Arthropoda, Insecta, Hymenoptera, Formicidae.
CACGAAGAGAAGGUAAUCAGUCGCGGUGGGUCGUGUGUGAUGCGAGGCAUCGUGCGACGUUGAUGUUGCGUGCGCGUGAUUUGCGUCUGUGCGCGUCGUUCAUUGUCAAGCAGCGAGAACAGCAUUUCAGCGACGAUACACACGCGGGAACAUGAUCGAUUCGGGAACUCGUGACAACGACAACGUUAUUCCGCGAUCAAUCCGGAUCGAGUAGCGACGUCAUCCGCAGUGGUGGAGCAGGCUUUUGCUCGAAUUUAAAGUGCUCGCGUGCAUACGUGCGUGCGUGCGUGCGUGCGUGCGUACGUGCGUGCGUACGUGCGUAUCAACCAGCGGCCAAUCAGCCAACCAGCCAGCGUUGGAGACAGCGGACUCCGCGCGGCGUGCCUUUGGCGAUUCCUGAAUCAUGGGAUCGAGAAGCAACGAGACUCGUAGCUGUGGGAAUCACCGUUGCGCCCAAGACAUGGCUUGCGACCGCGCCGAAACCGACUUUGAGUUUACGGUACCGCCGGAGGCACCGGUGUUUGAGCCAAGUAACGACGAGUUUCACGACCCCCUCGCUUACAUCGCCAAGAUACGGCCGAUCGCCGAGAGGUCUGGCAUCUGCAAGAUCAAACCACCACCCAAUUGGCAGCCACCGUUUGCCGUGGAUGUGGACAAGUUCAAAUUUGUUCCGAGAAUACAAAGGUUAAAUGAAUUAGAAGCCAAGACCAGGAUAAAGCUUAAUUUCUUAGAUCAAAUCGCAAAAUUCUGGGAGCUUCAAGGUUCCUCCUUAAAGAUCCCACUUGUAGAACGUAAGGCACUGGACUUGUAUUCCUUACAUAAAAUAGUCACGGAUGAAGGUGGUAUAGAAACUGUGACUAAAGAAAGAAGAUGGGCAAAAAUCGCUAAUAAACUGGGUUACCCAUCUGGACGAAGCGUAGGCAGCAUAUUGAAGAAUCACUAUGAGAGAAUUUUAUAUCCCUUCGACGUUUUCAAACAAGGAAAGACAUUGUCAGAUAUCAAAAUUGAACCAGACUCGGAUGUAAAUGAGAAGAGGGAUCGCGAUUAUAAACCACAUGGCAUAAUAUCUCGACAGCAAAUUAAACCACCAAACGAGAAAUUUUCAAGGCGAUCUAAGCGAUUCUCAGGGCAAGAAGAGAAGCAAGAUGUAUCAAUCAAACAGGAGGAUUGCAAGGAGGAAUGCGACUCGGAUAACGAAUGCAAGGAUAAGGUUAAAAGCAGGCAUCUUGGUUGUGAUACAGAUAAAAGCAAAGAACUUAAGAAAUUACAAUUUUACGGACCAGGCCCGAAAAUGGCCGGUUUUAAUACCAAAGAGGGAAAAAAAUCCAAUAAAACGCGCGGCUUGAAACUCGUUUAUGACUUUGAUCCCUUGGCAAAAUAUAUCUGUCACAAUUGCGGGAGAGGCGAUAAUGAAGAAAAUAUGUUGUUGUGUGACGGUUGCGAUGACAGUUAUCACACAUUUUGCCUUAUGCCACCAUUGACGGAAAUACCAAAAGGUGACUGGCGAUGUCCCAAGUGUGUCGCGGAAGAGGUUUCAAAGCCGAUGGAAGCAUUCGGCUUUGAACAAGCACAGAGAGAAUACACGUUGCAGCAGUUUGGAGAAAUGGCCGAUCAAUUCAAAAGCGACUACUUUAAUAUGCCUGUACAUAUGGUCCCAACAUCGCUAGUAGAAAAGGAAUUUUGGCGAAUAGUCUCGUCCAUCGACGAAGAUGUAACUGUAGAAUACGGUGCCGAUUUGCAUACGAUGGAUCAUGGGUCCGGAUUUCCAACUAAAACCAGCGUUAAUUUAUUCACUUGCGAUCAAGAGUAUGCCGAAUCUUCAUGGAAUCUAAAUAAUUUACCAGUCUUACGUGGAAGCGUUCUAGGCCACAUUAAUGCCGAUAUCAGUGGCAUGAAAGUUCCUUGGAUGUACGUUGGCAUGUGCUUCGCGACAUUUUGCUGGCACAACGAGGAUCAUUGGAGUUAUUCCAUUAAUUAUCUACACUGGGGCGAACCAAAGACGUGGUAUGGUGUGCCGGGGUCUCAAGCGGAACGCUUUGAACAAUCCAUGAAAUCCGCCGCACCGGAGCUGUUUCAUAGUCAGCCCGAUCUGUUACAUCAACUUGUCACUAUCAUGAAUCCAAACAUAUUAACGAGCGAAGGAGUACCGGUCUUUAGAACGGAUCAACACGCGGGUGAAUUUGUCGUAACAUUUCCGAGAGCGUAUCACGCAGGCUUUAAUCAAGGUUACAAUUUUGCAGAAGCUGUCAAUUUUGCACCUGCAGAUUGGCUUAAAAUCGGACGAGAAUGCAUCACACAUUAUUCAAAUUUAAGGAGAUUCUGUGUGUUUUCUCACGACGAACUAGUUUGUAAGAUGUCACUAGAUCCGGAUUCAUUAGAUAUUGGAGUCGCAACCGCCACGUAUCAUGAUAUGUUGCAAAUGGUGGAGGAUGAGAAGAAAUUACGAAAAAACUUGCUAGAAUGGGGUGUGACAGAGGCGGAACGUGAGGCUUUCGAGCUUCUACCAGAUGACGAGAGACAAUGUGAAGCAUGCAAGACUACCUGUUUCCUGAGUGCGGUUACAUGUUCGUGCCACAGCUCGCAGUUAGUUUGUCUCAGACAUUUUGCUGAUUUGUGUACCUGUCCACCAGAAAAGCAUACGCUGCGUUACCGAUAUACAUUGGACGAGUUACCAAUCAUGCUGCAAAAAUUGAAAUUGAAAGCUGAGUCAUUUGACUCAUGGGUGACUAAAGUAAAGGAGGCGAUGGAUCCUAAAAACGACAAAAUUGAACUAAGUGAAUUAAAAGAACUUUUGAAUGAAGCUGAGAACAAGAAAUUUCCAGAGAGCGAACUGCUAACGGCUUUAACAACCGCUGUGCAAGAUGCCGAGAAAUGCGCGAGUGUUGCACAACAGCUAUUAAACAAUAAACAACGUACAAGAACUAGGCAAACAGUUGAUACCAAGUAUAAACUUACUGUAGAAGAAUUGACACUUUUCUAUAAAGAAAUAACCAAUUUGUAUUGUGAACUUAAGGAAUCGGAUGGCGUAAAGUUUAUACUCGAUCAAGUAUUACAAUUCCAAAAAGACGCAGCAGAAUUGGAAUCCAAAGAAGAUGAUUGCGACAUUGAGAAAUUAGAGAAAUGUAUCGACUUUGGUGAUUCUAUCUGUAUUGAAUUGCCUCAGUUAGUUCGGUUGAAACAAAGACUAGCACAGAUGCAAUGGCUAGAAGAAGUGAAAUCCCUCCAAGAUGAUCCAAAAUCUGUCAGUCGCGAAGAAGUAGCCAAAUUGAUCGAAAAAGGAAUGACAAUACCACCUCAUUUUAGUAUCGAAAAUACAUUGUCAGAGUUGCACGCGUUAACGAAGGCGAUCGAUAAAUGGGAAGAAAAAGCUAAAGUAUUUCUGAAUACCAAAAAUAGACGAACUAUCGCGGCCGUAGAAGAAUUUAUUCGCGAAGCAGACGAAGUUGAGGCGUAUUUGCCGAGUUUGGAUACUCUUCAAGAUAUAUUGAACAAAGCAAAGAAUUGGACUAAACUGAUCGACGACAUACAGGCGAGAGAAAUCUUUCCGUACUAUGACACUUUGGAUGAUUUGUUAAGAAAGGGAAGAAAUAUCCCUUUGCAUCUAGAUGCUCUUCCAAUGUUGGAAUCUACUCUCUCGCAAGCGAAAACAUGGAAAGAAAGAACCGCAAGGACAUUUCUAAGGAAAAACUCGCAUUAUACGCUGAUGGAAGCUCUGUCGCCGCGAAUCGGCGUUGGCGUACAAGCGAUGAAAACUAAGAAGAAUAAAGGCGAUGAGUCUGUAGGUGCCGUUUAUGUCUGUGAUACGAAAUUGGACGAUUCUAGCAAUUCAGCGAACGUAGUAGCUGCGUUUAAGCUAGCGGAACAGCGUGAAAUGGAGGCGAUGAGAAGUUUAAGAGAAAGAAACUUGAUGAAGAUGAAGGCAGAAGUAGAAGAUUCGAAGUAUUGUGUUUGCCGGCGACCAAGAUUCGGCAUUAUGCUCCAGUGUGAACUUUGCAAAGAUUGGUUUCAUACAAAUUGUGUGCCUUUGCCUAAAACAUCAUACAAAGGUAAACCACCAGGGCCAAGAGACAUGAAAUUUUUGUGUCCGUGUUGUUUACGUUCUCGAAGACCACGUUUGGAAACUAUAUUGGCUCUCUUAGUAAGCCUUCAAAAAAUUCCGAUUCGAUUGCCAGAGGGAGAAGCGUUACAAUGUUUAACAGAACGUGCGAUGAAUUGGCAGGAUCGAGCGAGACAAGCAUUGGCUACCGAAGAGAUCUCGUCGAUACUAGCGAAACUUUCAGUAAUGUCACAAAAAUUAGUGGAAGCUGCGGCGAGAGAAAAAACAGAAAAGAUUAUCAGCAGCGAGUUGAAAAAGGCAGCUAAUAAUCCCGAACUGCAUCAGAGAGUGCAGGCUAUCGCUCCUCUUAGUGGAGUGCAUUCGGAUGAUAGCACACUUAGUACUGCUGAUGACGAUGACGAUGUUGUUACCUUGGAUGAUGAACCAACAUGCAGUACUUUUAAUAGCAACGAACAUGCAUAUUCAUAUAUCUCGAAAAUUCGACGAAAAACUCAAACAAAUGACAGCGAGUUAUGUGGCAUAUUAUCUUCUAAUGCGAGAUCACGUUUGGAAGAACUUAUGAUGGAAGGCGAUUUAUUAGAAGUGGCAUUGGAUGAAACGCAACACAUAUGGCGUAUCUUGAGUCAUAUGAAUAGUCACAACACUAUGCGGAAAUACAAGUCAUUCGAAGAAGUCCAAGCGAAUAUCAAUCAGGAGAUAAAGGACGUGAAAAAACGAGGUAGAAAAAGGAAAUCAGAGGAUUUUGAAUUACUUAAAAAAAUGGGACGGCAGAAAAUCGAUGAGAAAAACAUAGUUAAACGUAGCAAAAGCGGUGGUCCUAUCACUAUCAAGGAAAAGAGGCAGAGCAGUUCGCCGAUUCCCGUAAAACGUGGACCUCGAAAGAUGAAACGUAAGAGUGAGGGCGAAGAAGGUCCUAGAAAGCGAGGCGGUAAUCGCACAAAGAAGACCAAGCAAGAAAGUUCGGACGAAGACGACGAUUGUGCGGCGGUUAAUUGCCUGCGGCCUAGUGGUAAGGAAGUUGAUUGGGUUCAGUGUGAUGGUGGCUGCGAAGGUUGGUUCCAUAUGCAUUGUGUUGGAUUGGAUCGUACAGAAAUUGCGGAAGAAGACGAUUAUAUUUGUAGCAACUGUAAAGAAGCCGAUCAAAAUGCAUCGUCGAGAUCCGCGCCAGAUCCGGCUGAAUCAUUAGGCCUGGAUGCACUUCUUUCCCUUUCUCAGCCUCAGGGAUACCACGGCAGCACCACCGACACAGAAGCGGGUGUCUAGGAAAACAACAUCCCUCGUCCUAGGAUUCAUUAACCCACUUCGUGUCGUCUGUUAGCUCUGCACGAGGAGCGUUUGCGAUAAUUGCGACUCGAUCUACGAAUUCGCGAUGCAAACUUAACGUUAAUCGUCAUCGAUUUUCAUCAUCUACCAAAUUAUCGGCAUCGCAGGUCAUUAUUCAAUUAAGUACAGCUUAUGAGCGAAUAAGCGAACUUAAGAUGCAAAGUAUUAUUAAGCGUAGUCGACGGCGAUUACACUUGGUGAACAAUUCCUACCAACUGCGGUUUUCAUUUGUGUUUGCGGGAAUUAUAUGUUUAGAUGCUAGUAGAUGCAUCGCUAGUCACUCAUCGAUCUGCAUUUAUAUCUGAUCUACGAAAUUUUCGUUCACGAGUAGGGACAACGCUGCACAAUGCAUAUCAGAAAAUUAUUUUUGUGCUUCCACAUACAUGUGCGCGUGCUCUCGGAAUUCAAUUGUACGAGGAUACCAGCGCCCGUUUUAUCUUAAUACGCACGACUGCGAAAAUAUUCGUUUUAUUUCUAUCUGUAUUGUUUCGUGGGAUUGCUUUUUCCUCUUUUUACGAAAAAUCAAUCGAUUUCAUUUCACCUCGACAGCGGACAAAUCACGGAUGAACCGUGAUGUACGCUUUCUUUAUAGUUUUGUAAUCAAUCCGUAGAAAGGAAUAUUAUUUCUAUUUUUUAAUCUUGUGUAUAUCGCUCCUUUAACCGAAUAAUAGAACAGAGCAGUUUCUUCUGCGAAGUAAUUAACGAUUACAUAAUUUGCAGCGAUCUUAACAACACGGUCUAUAGUGCGUGUUAUCUUAUCUAUUAACAUUGGAAAUAUCCUGAAAUCGGAAUAAAUUAUAAGCCGAUUAACCGAAUGAUACACUGCAGAGAUAUUUUCGAUGUAGUGAUUUAUCGCAAUCAAGCGUUCCAAUACGUGGUGUUGCGCUAUAAUGGCGAAGUAUCUAUCAAUCUUUUGUAUCGGCUUUAAAAUGUCUGUGGGGCGCACAAAGCGACAAGCGAGGAUUUUCCUUUGCGCCAAUUGUAUGUACAGAAUAGACUGAGAGAUGUGUGUAUUACGAUUAUUAGAUAUAUACAUAUGUUAGGAUAUUAGAAUAUAUCAGAAUAUAGAGUAAAUAUAUAAGCUAUAGUUUGUAUAAAAUAAAAGGAAACAAUUAAGACAAGCAGAUAAAUAGCAUAUCUACUCUGCCUUCCCGAAAUAAUAAUAAUUGUCAAUUUUGCAGAGGCUAAAUAGUUCUAUCGUACGUUUUGUGUUUAUAUUCUUUUCUCAUUCUAUAAUUCUCUCUACAAUUUUCUUUAUUAUAUCUUCUCGGCGUCUUAUCAUCGUUAUUUUCUAGCAGUAAUAUUGAUUCUGUUAUCAUUAUGUUCCUUGACUUAAAUUAAAGAAAAAUAAUAAAUAUCUUUCAUGUAAAUAUUCACA